This is a messenger RNA of Ricinus communis (castor bean), 1211 nucleotides long. Its product is annotated as repressor of RNA polymerase III transcription MAF1 homolog. NCBI's taxonomy places the organism in Eukaryota, Viridiplantae, Streptophyta, Magnoliopsida, Malpighiales, Euphorbiaceae. Gene Ontology annotation, biological process: negative regulation of transcription by RNA polymerase III. The transcript is spliced from 11 exons. The coding region runs from base 185 to 856 and encodes 223 amino acids. Gene Ontology annotation, cellular component: nucleus. The record is from RefSeq and is a predicted model, not a curated record. Gene Ontology annotation, molecular function: RNA polymerase III core binding.
AUCCACAAAACGACAAAGUAUCAUUUCAAAAUCAAAUUUCAUCCCCAAAUCUCACCCGAGAAUAUUCGAAUUUAGGUUUCAUUUCGAUCCCAUACUUUAAAAUUCGAUUAAACCGCUAUCAUUUUCUGCGAAUUAGGAAAUUAGCAUAGUCGUCUAAAAGGACCUUUUUUUAGUGAAGGGCAUUAUGAAGUUCUUAGAAUACACUCCUCUGGAACGAAUUAAUGAGUUCUUAAGUAAUUUAAAUCUUGGAGAACGCACAAUCCAGGGAUGUCUUGAAGCUUACUCUUGCAAACAUACUGGAACUGACAAAAAGCUUUCUUUUAGUUUGGAGCACGAGAUCCUUGAUUAUCUCGGGAAGUCUUCGGACACUGACUCAUCCUCGCCGGCUGAAUACUUAUUGAGCAGAUCCAGCCGAAAGACAUUGAUUUAUCUUGUUCUUACUCUCUAUCACAUGUAUCCGGAUUAUGACUUCAGUGCCAUGAAUGCUCACCAGUUCUUCACAGAGGAAAGCUGGGACACAUUUAAGCAGAUCUUUGAUACUUAUAUGUUUGAAGCAUCUAAGGAAUGGAUCAACGAAAAUGAGGGUAGUUCCCUGCUGGAAACAUUAUUCAAGGCUCUGGAUGAGGUUGUGAAACUAGCGGAAUGCGAAAUCUACAGCUACAUUCCAGAUUCUGAUGCAGACCCAUUUCUUGAGAAAGGAGCAAUUUGGUCUUUUAGUUUCUUUUUCUACAAUAGAAAAUUAAAGCGUGUUGUAAGCUUCCGAUUCUGUUGUUUAAGUAACUUAGUGGCUGAGGGAUUUCUUAUGAACAAUUCAAGUUAUGAGGAAGAUGAGAUAUUUGAUGGCAUGGACAUGUGAGUGCUGAUAGCCAAAGACUAUUAGCAUGAUGUUCAUAUGUGAAGGCCUUUAACAUCUGUUUGUAGUUAUUCUCCUGUCAGUGCUAUACUCACAGCACCUAAGCAGUAGGAUUAGCCUUUAUACUCCCGUCCAUCUCUACUCCUGUACACUAGUUACUAUCCUCUUGUAACUAAGCAAGAAUGUGUCUGUAAAAUGUAUUUGAAACCUUAUGCUAGGCUUGUGAUUAGAUGCGAGUAUCUAAGUUUCUGUCAGAGGAUAACUCCUCUUUCUCAAAUACUGCUAUUUUUGCUGUGCUUUUUCUGUAAUAUGUAUGUAUAUGUGGAGCUACCCUUAGGCUGAUUUUCCACUUACUGCA